Molecule: messenger RNA, 1065 nt
Organism: Vicia faba (fava bean)
Lineage: Eukaryota; Viridiplantae; Streptophyta; Magnoliopsida; Fabales; Fabaceae
Source: the annotation of a GenBank genome assembly
AUGUCCACCACAAUUUCUUCUCUCCCCUUCUCUCUCCCUAUCCGCCACAAUUCUAGGGUUUCUCGUUUCAAUCCAAUCUCUUCUACUAUUCCAUUCCAAUCAUUCACCACCGUUCCUACAAACAAAUGGAGAGUUUUGUGUUUUAAGCAUGAAGACAUUCCAUCGGAAACUAAUGGCUCUGAGUUCAAAGAAGAUAAAUUGUCCGAAGAUUUUAUCAAGUUUAAAGAGGAUGAUGAGUCCAAAGACUGGCUUGCUGCUCUCCAUACGAUUAACAAUGUAAACAUUUUUUGUGUCUCGGGAAUAGUAAAAAUAUUGUUUUUAACAUUCCAGAUCUUAAAUUCCGUUUUUGGUGUGGAACCCUGGAAAGUACCUUGGACUGCAAAGACCAUUGUUCAGGUUAUGCUCCUUUGGAUUGCCUCAUUCUGGUUGGUAGGUUCUUGGAUAGUUCCAUUUUUAGCUUACACAGCAGGUUUUAGGAAGGAAACUCUUUCAUACAGAGGACAGGCAUUGUACAGUCUCUUGACGGAUGUUGCCGAAGGUGUGGUUGGGAUAGCUAUACUUCAUCGUUGUCUUGCAAGGUUUAAACCACUCCCAGCUGACUGGUUCAGAUUUGAACUCAAAGGGAACUGGCAGUUUGAUGUCGGUUUAGGGUGCCUCAUGUUCCCCCUCAUCAAUCAUCUGUCACAAAUGAACCUAAAUUUAUUGCCUGUUCUUCAAUAUCCUCCAGUUACAGUCUCGAGUGUAGAGCAAUCAAUUGUAGCACGAGACCCUGUGGCAAUGGUCCUAUAUGCAGUGGUAGUUUCAGUUUGUGCCCCAAUAUGGGAGGAGAUUGUCUUUCGUGCUUUCCUUCUCCCAUCUUUAACGAGGUACAUGCCUGUGUGGAGUGCAGUAUUAGUUAGCUCAAUAGCAUUUGCGUUGGCACAUUUUAACAUUCAGAGGAUGCUGCCCCUUGUAUUUCUUGGCAUGGUGAUGGGUUCUGUAUUUGUACGGUCUAAAAACCUCUUGCCAUCAAUGUUGUUGCAUAGUUUGUGGAAUGCUUUUGUAUUUCUGGAUCUCAUGAAAUAG